Messenger RNA from Nymphaea colorata (pocket water lily), 3924 nucleotides. RefSeq names its product disease resistance protein RUN1-like. The transcript is spliced from 4 exons. Gene Ontology annotation, biological process: defense response; signal transduction. Bases 76 to 3561 code for a protein of 1161 amino acids. The record is from RefSeq and is a predicted model, not a curated record. Gene Ontology annotation, molecular function: ADP binding; protein binding. Lineage: Eukaryota; Viridiplantae; Streptophyta; Magnoliopsida; Nymphaeales; Nymphaeaceae.
CGCUCCUCAUGCACCCCUCAGCCGGAACUCUCACUUCCUGCGAGUGCACGGGGAUACUCCGACCGAACACCGUCCAUGGGUCCACCUGCAUCGGUGGAAGUCUUUCUCAGCUUCAGCAGAGAGGAGGGGGACGACGCUGGAGUCGGCAGCUUCGCGGCUCGCCUACACGACGCCCUCCGUCACAGGGCCGUCAGUGUGGUCGCCGAGGGAUCGGCUCGCGUCUGCAUUCCUGUCAUCUCUAGAUCCUAUGCCGACAGCCGGCGGUGCCUUGUCGAUCUGGCUAGCGUUGUGAGGAGCGGGAAGGCCGUCAAGAUCCUUCCCGUCUUCUAUCGCGUCGAUCCAUCGGAUGUCCGACGCCAGAAAGGGCAUUUUGAAGUAGCGUUCAAGAUGCAUGAGGUCCAAUCCGAAGAGAAGGACGUGAGGGAGUGGAGGGAGGCGUUGAGCGAGGCGGGUGAAAUCGUCGGCUACGUCCUUUCCGUCGACGACGAUAAAAGCCAUGAGGACAAGUUUAUCCAGUUGAUUGUUAAACGGGUUUUGAGUGAGUUCAGCAAUGCUACGGUCGAAGUUUCUAGGUACCUUGUUGGAAUUGAAUCUCGGGUAGAUGCAAUAAUGGAGUUAUUGGGUAUUGGAGUUAAAGAUGUGAGAAUGAUUGGGAUACAUGGAAUGGGCGGGAUCGGAAAGACAACAUUAGCUAAGACCAUUUACAAUCGCAUCUUUACAAAUUUUGAUGCUGGAUGCUUCAUUCCGAAUGUCAGGGACACGUCCAAGCAGUAUGGAGGAAUGACCUCUAUGCAAGAAAAACUUAUUUCGGAUGUUUUGAAGUUCGAAGUAAAAGUAAAUGACGUUAGUCAAGGUAUUGCUGUGAUAAAAGGCAGAUUCCAUUCCAAAAAGGUUCUCAUUGUCCUUGAUGAUGUGGAUCAAAAGUACCAGCUUGAUGCUUUAGCUGGUGCACGAGAUUGGUUUCAAGCGGGAAGUAGAAUCAUUAUGACGACAAAAUAUGAGCACGUUAUGAAUGUCCAUAAACUUAAGGUACAAGAAAGGUACCAGGUUAAUGAGUUAAACGAUACUGAAUCCAUGCUGCUUUUCAGUCAUCAUGCAUUUGGAAGAGAGGAACCACCUGAAGGUUAUGUGGAUCUCUCUGAGAAAAUUGUAGCGGCAGCAGGUGGGCUUCCUUUAGCAGUGGAAGUGUUUGGUUCGUUUUUGUUUGAUAAAAAGAACCCCAAGGAUUGGGAACAGAUGUGGGAAACACUUGAACUAAUCCCAUUUGAUGACGUCCAACAGAGGUUGAGAAUAAGUUAUGAUGAACUUGAUGAAGAUGAAAAGGGAAUAUUUCUUGAUAUUGCAUGUUUUUUUAUUGGUAUGAACAGAGAAACUGCAAUUACCAUAUGGCAAGCAUGUGGCUUCUUUCCAAGGAUAGAAAUCAAAACAUUGAUGCAAAGAUGUCUCAUUAAAAUUGAUGAACAUGAUAGAUUGGAAAUGCAUGACCAACUUAGAGACAUGGGAAGAGGAAUUGUUCGCGAAGAAAACCCCUUAGAUCCUAGUAAACGUAGCAGGCUAUGGGUUCAUGAAGAAGUGUUGGAUGUACUGGACAACCAAAAGGGAGGAGAAGAUCUUGAAGGCAUGGGGAUUGAUUUCAAAAGAGAUCCAGUGAGAGAUUUUAGCGUCGAUUCAUUUAGGAAGCUGACCAGUCUAAGGCUUCUUCGCGCCAAUUUUUCAAAUUUCAUUGGUCAAUAUAGAUUCAUGCCAGCAGAAUUGAGAUGGUUAGAGUGGCAUGGUUGCCCACUGAAAAUGCUGCCAGAUGAUUUUGGCCUUGGGAAAGUUGCAGUGCUUGAUCUGUCUCAAGGUAAGAUGGUCCAAGUAUGGAAUGACAACAUGUUCUCGAGAAACAAGGUCUACAAUGGAUUAAGAGUUCUUGAUUUGAGUGAUUGCUUUAAUCUGAAAUGCACUCCUGAUUUUUCUGCUCUGCCUAUGCUAGAAAAGUUGUCUCUCAGUUGGUGCAUGGAAUUGGUGAUGAUCCAUGAAUCAAUUGGUGAACUUACAAGACUGGUUGAGUUGGAUAUGUUUUGGUGUAGACAACUGCAGAAGCUACCAGGUUCACUUGGACGGGCAACAAAACUCAAGAAUUUGAACUUGUGCUUCUGUCAGUCACUAAGAAAACUGCCCGAUUCUAUUUGCAGCCUGACGGAUCUUUCAUCACUUAAUGUUGCAUCAACUGAUAUUCAAGAACUCCCUGAUUCCAUAGUAUCUCUUGAGAAGUUAAGGAUUUUUCGACUGUUUGACUGCAAGAAGCUUAAAGCCCUCCCAGAACAACUAGGGAGGUUGGUCAAACUUGAAGAGUUAAACUUGAGUGGCUGUGAGCUACUAAGGAAGUUGCCUGCUUCUAUUGGGAAUCUGAGAGGUUUGUCGACGCUUCAUCUGCAGAGCACAGGCAUUGAAGAGCUUCCUGAAUCCAUAGGAUCACUGGAGAAACUGAAUAAAUUGUCUUUGUCAUGCUGUGAGAUGCUGAGUGGGUUGCCUGAGACAUUUCUGAGGCUGACACAGUUCCAGAAAUUGGACCUAAAUCAAUGUAAGUCACUAGAAAGAUUACCUGAUUCUAUUGGCAAUAUGGAGAAUCUGACUGAGCUCAUCCUCUCAGAAACUUGUCUUAAGGAGCUUCCUGAUUCCAUUGGAUAUCUUGACAACCUGAAGGUCUUGAAGAUAAACAAAUGUACAAAACUUAGAGGCUUGCCUGAUACAUUUCAGAGGUUAACCAACCUUGAGAAGCUGGAUUGGAGUGAAUGCAACUUGUCAGCGAGGUUGCCUGAUUUCAUUGGUUGUAUGAAAAACAUGAGUGAACUUAACAUUGCAUGGAGCGGCCUUGAAGAGCUUCCUGACUGUAUUGGCAACAUGACCAACCUAGUUGAACUUGAUCUCUCUUGGUCUGACGUUGAGGAGCUUCCUGAUUCCAUAGGAUCGCUCUCCAAGUUGAAGAGACUGCUGUUGUUCAAGUGCUUUGAGUUGAAGAACCUACCUGAAUCAAUUGGAAACUUGAUCAGUCUUGAGGAGCUAAACUUAGGUGGAUGUGAGUCCUUAACUACCUUGCCUGAAUUAAUUGGUAAAAUGAAGAACCUGGCCGACCUUGAUGUCUCAGAAACAGGUAUUCAAGAGUUUCCCUCUUCCAUAGAGUUGCUCGAGAAGCUCACAGCAUUGGGUAUAUGCAACUGCACUAAGUUGGUGACCCUAGACCUGGCAAAAAUGAAAAACUUGCAGUAUCUGUUUGUGAAGGGAAGAGGCGAGGAAGAGUAUAAAGAUGAGGAAUACUAUGAGAUAUCAGAAACAACGAAGAAAUUAGGUGGUUACUUUGAGCAGGGUCAAGAGUACAGAAGGCUCGAAUAUGUUGACUGCAAAGAGGAAACCCACAGGUGGCUGGUUCAGUGGAGAUUGGUGAUAAAAGUACAGAACCAGGAUGAGGAGCGGUCGAUGGUGAUAGAGGACAGGCACAGAAAGGAAUGGGGUUUGUUUCGGGGUAUGCAGUGGCUGAGUCUUAUUUUUCCCCAGAAGUUUGUUUUUGAUGAUAAAUGAACAGUUACACUGUAGAAAAUGAUUUUAGUGGACCUUGCUUUCUGUUGGUGCCUCGGUCUAGAGAAACAAAAACUGCUUAUAAAACUCAUCAUCCGAAUGAUCUACUGUAUAGAGUAUAGACCACCGGUCCACCGGUCAUGCUCGAUUUUUGGGAAGCCUAUUUAGUUACAUAUGCACAUUGGCUCUCGUUCUCCCUCUUUUCUUUUAGAUAGAUCAAGUUGAUUCAAUUCUAACACAAUCCGACGCAUCUGUUCUGGAUCCUUCUAAGAGUUGGGUUUGUAUAUGUAUGUAUGAAUAAGAAAUACAUAUAAUUUUUUUUUCUUUUAUUGCUACUUAAUUUGUUCUCCUUUUGCUUGUGCUGAC